Molecule: messenger RNA, 1020 nt
Organism: Wallemia ichthyophaga EXF-994
Lineage: Eukaryota; Fungi; Basidiomycota; Wallemiomycetes; Wallemiales; Wallemiaceae
Exons: 2
Coding region: 1-1020 (339 amino acids)
Molecular function (GO): protein binding
Source: RefSeq, a predicted model, not a curated record
AUGAUUAGGCGUGGAAUUCCUGCGAAUAUUCUUCCCACUGCUUCACCUACUGCAGACAGUCCUCCUCCUGUUGCCCAAGUAACGCAAGGUGCGCAGGGUGCCCAAGAUGUACAAGGUACACCAGAUACACCAGAUACACUGAACAUACAAGAUACGCCAGAUACACAAGAUACACCAAACACACAAGAUACUCAAGAUACUCAAGAUACUCAAGAUACGCAAAAUCCAGUCGCAAACGCAAAUUCAACCGAACAAGAGGAUAAUACCACAGAAAGCAAUCAAAAUUCUCCAGAAACUUCACCGAGCGUAUCACCAUCAAACAAAUCAUCAUCGAACACAUCCCCAUCAAAUACAACCCCCUCAGAAACGAUUUCACCAGAAAACACAUCACUUUCCACCCCCGACAACACAGCUAACAUCGAAGACUCCUCUGAUAGCCUCUCUGGCGGCAGCAUAGCGGGUAUAUGCGUUGGAAUAGCCGCAUUCAUAGCCAUCCUCGUGUUAAUCAGCCUGGUAAUCUUCAAGAAGCGCAAGAGGCAGGAGAAGACUCUGCAGAGGGGUUCUAGGAUGCAAUUCACUGGCGAUCGCGGCCUUGUUGGACAAUCAAAUGCAAGUUUCGGCGGUGGACCCGUCAUACCAGAGGAGAUAACUUCGCCAACGCCUUUAGACAAUACGGUAGAGCGUUCAUCUGCCUACAUACCAAUGCCGAUUUCAAUCACGCAAGGACGAGAAGCUACCGCUACUACGCAGUUCGUUCCUAGUCUGCCAGAUGAGAUUAUGCUCAUACCAGGCGAUAAGGUGCAUAUUGUCAGGGAGUGGGAUGAUGGUUGGUGCUCCAUCCACCACUUGGCUAAGGGCAUGGAAGGGGUGUGUCCUAAGGAGGUGCUCGGGCUGACGAGCCAUGCUGACGAUUUUGCUGAUUCGCUGUCUCAAUUUAAUAAGAGAUUGUCUUUGUACGGAGUGCAGGAGGACGUGGAUAAGAGGAAAUCGUCAUUGAUAAAUGCACAGAUGGCACAGUAA